AUGGACGCCAGGGUCACUCGGAUGCUCUAUGUGCUUUGCCUGAUCAUCACGGUCCAAGCCUUUACCCAGGAAGGAUUCAAGGAGGUGUUGCUGAAGCAGCUGGGGCUCUCUGAGGUCCCUACAUUUCAUAAGAGGGACUUGGUGGAUUUAGUUAUCCCAGACCACGUAACGAACAGAUACAUCUCCAUGCUGAAGCGCCACAGGGUGAAGCGCCGAGCUUUGCCGAGCCUGGCUGGCAUCCUCAGGGGCACCCCUGGCAACGCAGAAGCCUUCUACUCUGACUCCACCACUCGCCAGCAUCUGAUCUUUGACAUGGAGGGCAGAAUACCUAAAAACAGUGAAGUGACAAUGGCUGAACUGAAGCUCUUCAAAAAGCCUCUGGACAGAGCAAACCUGCCUGUCAAGCAGCCUCACAGGCCCGUCUCCAACGCCAGAGUCAGCGUGUACUGGGUGCAACGGCAUCACGAUGGUACCAACAGGACUUCCCUGAUAGACUCCAGGCUGGUUCCUAUCCGCGAGUCGGGCUGGAGGAACUUUGAUGUGACGCAGGCCGUGCAUUACUGGCUGCGAAACAAGAGGCGGGAGCCAAUGUUCCUGGAGGUCUGGAUUGAAGGAGAAAGAGCCGGCAGCCACGCCUCGGAGAUGGCCAAAGCCGUGCACUUCACCUCUCAGGACCCCAAGGACAAAGCCCUAGGCAAACCUGAGCUAGUGCUUUACACCCUUGACUUGGAAGACUAUGGGGGCCCUGGGGACUGCCCGGAGGAGGCGGUGGCAGGGAAAUUCACCUGCUGCCGGCAGAAACACUACAUCAGCUUCCGUGAGCUCUCCUGGGCGCAGCACUGGAUCAUCGAGCCGGCCGGGUACCAGGCUUACCGCUGCUCAGGGGGCUGCAGGCAGCCUCCCAGCCUGCUGCGGCGCUUCGGCUACAGGGAGCGCACCUGCGCCGUGGCAGAGACCUCCCCGCUCCCCAUGAUCUACCUUGUCAAGAGGGGCAACCGCACUGAGAUCCAGGUGGCCGAGUUUCCCAACAUGGUCGUGGAGAAGUGCAGCUGCGUCACUAAUGGUGUGGCACUGGUGUGA
Molecule: messenger RNA, 1080 nt
Organism: Colius striatus (speckled mousebird)
Lineage: Eukaryota; Metazoa; Chordata; Aves; Coliiformes; Coliidae
Product: left-right determination factor 1
Exons: 4
Coding region: 1-1080 (359 amino acids)
Biological process (GO): BMP signaling pathway; SMAD protein signal transduction
Cellular component (GO): extracellular region
Molecular function (GO): transforming growth factor beta receptor binding; cytokine activity; growth factor activity
Source: RefSeq, a predicted model, not a curated record